Messenger RNA from Notolabrus celidotus (New Zealand spotty), 1525 nucleotides. It is a transcript of the gene pak1ip1, whose product is annotated as PAK1 interacting protein 1. The coding region runs from base 260 to 1333 and encodes 357 amino acids. NCBI's taxonomy places the organism in Eukaryota, Metazoa, Chordata, Actinopteri, Labriformes, Labridae. Gene Ontology annotation, molecular function: protein binding. The transcript is spliced from 10 exons. The record is from RefSeq and is a predicted model, not a curated record.
AAAUGGAAGGAAGUGUGCUUGUGCGCAUGCGCUUCAGCUCCACACGUUGUUUUGGAGUUGGAAGUAGAUUUGGCAAAAAUAUAGAGUUUGAAUUCGCCCGCUGACCUGUUUCUGGUGUUUGUGCUUUGGUUUUUCUCUUGUAGACCCUUUGAUAGUAGAUUUAUUAUCUGUUGCUGAGAACAGGCGUCAGAAUUCAGAUAGAAAACGCUGACAUUUUAGGAAAAGUAACCUGCUAGCCUAGCCCAGAGGAGCUUGAAGCAUGGCAACUGUACUGAAGCUGAUAGCUGGGAGCUACGAGCAGAUCACGGUUGGUUACAGAGUGAAUACUGAUGAGAAAGAGUGGACAGCAGAGGCAGAUUUCACACAUCACGCCCACACAGCAUCCAUAUCAGCCGUGGCAGCCAGUGAGAGGUUUGUUGUCACAGGCAGCAAAGAUGAGACCAUGCAGCUUUACGACAUGAAGAAGAGGAUUGAACAUGGAGCUUUGCUGCAUCAUGACGGUACCAUCUCCUGUCUGGAGUUUUACGGGAACUCUCAUUUACUGAGCGGAGGGGAGGAUGGACUCGUCUGUGUUUGGAGCACCAAGAAAUGGGAGUGUCUGAAAUCCAUCAAUGCGCACAAAGGCCACGUCACUUCGCUGUCCGUCCAUCCAUCUGGGAAACUUGCGCUUACUGUCGGGACAGAUAAGACACUCAGAACAUGGAAUCUGAUUAACGGAAGAUCAGCAUUCAUCAAAAACAUAAAACAAAAUGCACACAUCGUCAGAUGGACUCCAGAUGGAGAUAAAUACGUGGUUGUAAUAAAUGACAAAGUGGACAUCUAUGACCUGCAGACAGCCUCUGUGACAGGAACAAUCACAAACCCAAAGAGGAUCUCAUCUGUGAAGUUCAUUAAUAACUCCCUCCUGGCUGUCGCAGGAGAUGAUGAAAUUGUGAGAUUAUGUGACAUAGGAAAAGAGGAUUGUGUCUGUGAGUUUAAGGCUCAUGAAACAAGAGUCAAAGCCGUUGACAGUUUCAUGAUGGAGGACUACUGCGUGUUGGUGACUGCUUCAAAUGACGGAUUCAUCAAAAUGUGGAAACUCCACCUCAAAGAGGAGCUGGAGUCUCCCAUCCUCCUCGGGGAAGUGAAUACAACAGCCAGACUGACGUGCCUCGCUGUGUGGAAACCUUCAUCAGUGCAGCAGACCACUGAGGAGCCAGCAGCUAAAGCAACAACAUCAGAAGAACUCAUCAAGGAGCUUUCAAAGACAAAGAGAGUCCAUAUUGCAACAGAGGAAGUCAUCCUAGAAGAUGAGAGCAAACCGAAAAAGAAGAAAAAGGAUGGUGGAAAAUAACAUAAAAUGAAAGUGUUAUUAUUCAUGGACUGUUUUGAGUCUACUUGACUUGUUUGGUCUUAUUUGCAAUACGAGUGGUGAUAAAGUAGUGCUUUUAAUGGCAGAUAUUAUGAAAAUACAUUUGUAAUUGAUGCAGAAAUGUAAAAAGAAAAAGAAGACGAGCAUGGCAUCAAUAAAAAGUUUUAAUAUCAA